Messenger RNA from Ostrea edulis (European flat oyster), 2003 nucleotides. Its product is annotated as nucleotide exchange factor SIL1-like. The transcript has 9 exons. Bases 199 to 1665 code for a protein of 488 amino acids. NCBI's taxonomy places the organism in Eukaryota, Metazoa, Mollusca, Bivalvia, Ostreida, Ostreidae. The record is from RefSeq and is a predicted model, not a curated record.
AAGAAAGUACAUACUGACGUGUAUCAACUACGAGGCGCCAGGUGUGAAAUCCAAUUUCUGAUGAAAACUAUAACCUACAAAAUCACACCUUUUAUUUAAAAUAAAGAAAAUUGUUAUACUAAAGCAGUGAUCACAACAAUAUGGGUGGGAACAUAAUGUUGGAAUGUUUAUAAAGGAGGAAAAGAAUCAAUAUACGAGAUGCAGAGACUGUUGAUUGGUGUAAGACUUGUGACGUGUGUCAGCUUGAUUCUUUUUUCUAUAAGCUGUUAUAACAUGAUGGUAAAAAGUGAGGAAGCUGUAAGGGUAGAAAGUGGAUCCACACCUAUGGAUGGUACAAAAACAGACAAAAAGUCAGGAUCAUCCACCAAUGACCGAGCAAAUGCCCUUACAGUUGUUCCUGAUAAUGAAGAUGAUGAUGCUACAAUUACAACAGAGGAUGAAAGUGUGCAGGAUUUCGGCAACCUUGAUGUUUUCUACCCAACUAAAGAAUGGCAAGAAGUCCAACCAGGUCAAGCCAUUCCUAAGGGUUUGCAUGUGAGACUGAAUAUGCAGACUGGUCAGAGAGAGGCCAAGCUGAUGGAUGGAGACAGUGGACUAAAGUACUGGUCAAAGGAUGGAAAACAAGGGGUUGUAAAUACAGAAAAAGAAUUCUUUACACCAGAUGAUUUGAAGAGAGCUCUCAAAGAAUUCAAAGUCAACAAAAUAGAUGAUGAAGACUUGCAGAGUAUGGAAGAAACGAAGAAGAAGUACAAGAGUUAUGAAGAACUAAAAAAAGAUCUAGAGGGAUUACAGAUGACUAUAAAAACAGACCGCGAGACAAUCAUAGAACUUACAGCCAUGCUGAACACGAGUUCUAUAGACACAACAGAACGGGUGGAUCUUAUGGAAACACUGCUGGACUACCUGCAUCAGAUUGAUAACGCCAUUUUAUUCUGUGACAUCGGUGGAAUGAACAUUGUCAUCAAGAGUUUAAAUGACUCUGAUGCAGAUGUUAGGUCCAUAUCGUCGUCACUGUUGGCAACAUCUCUCCAGAAUAACCCUAAAGUGAAAAUAUUUUGCAUUGAGGCAGGAGUACUCCACCACUUUGUGCGCGCGCUAUCAACGGAAUUGGAAGUCACUGUGAAGAGAAAGCUUUUAUUUGCUCUCUCGGCGAUGAUUCGUAAUUUCCCUUACGCUCAGACGAAAUUCUGGGAACUUGGUGGGUUCAGCGUUCUUGCAAAAUUGUGCGUAGAGUCUGGAUCUACAGAGGACUUGGCGAAACUUACUGAGAGAGCGCUAUUAUUGGUUGUAGAUCUGAUGGAGGAACAUGAGUCUGUAACCAAGGACAACAAACACCUUUCAACACAGGAUAUGCUCGAACAGUAUGAAAAAAUUCCUCUUCAUGAUCACCUCAUACAAAGUGGAUUUUGCGAAAUAAUUGGCGAUCAUUUGGAGAACAUUCCACACCGAGAGUUUGAGAGUAUUAUAGAAAUCCUGCUAAAAGCGGCAUUGAAAUUAAAGGACUCGUGUACGCAACAGUUCAAAGGUCAUGCCGCGAAAUUUAAAUCUCUCCGUGAUCGUUUAAUACAGCUUUACCACCAAGACACAGAAUUAGAAUUCUAUAAAGACUUAUCUGAAAUUGCAAAUAAUUUGUUUCAUUCCAUGAUAAACAAGGACGAACUUUGAGGGAAACGAAACUAGUUUUAUUGACAAGUUUUUGCCAAUUUUUCGGAUUCAUGCAGAAUCCGUACUUUUUUAUAUCGAGAGGAUGAACGACUCGAGGGAUGGCUCUGGAUGAUGCACGUGUAUGUCUUGUUCAUACUUGUUUAUACUUUAGAAUGCCCAGACAUGUCUAUGUAUGUAUUGCUAAUAUCGGAAUUGAUAGGGAACGAUUGUGUAUAGAUUGUGACCGGAUGUUAAUAGAUUGUGACUGGAUGUGUAUAGAUUGUGACGUGGAGAAUGUAUGGAUGUGUACGCUUCUUGGUGCAUUUAUAGAAAUAAAAGAAACCGAAUAUCAGACUAAA